Molecule: messenger RNA, 1566 nt
Organism: Metopolophium dirhodum (rose-grain aphid)
Lineage: Eukaryota; Metazoa; Arthropoda; Insecta; Hemiptera; Aphididae
Exons: 8
Coding region: 188-1060 (290 amino acids)
Source: RefSeq, a predicted model, not a curated record
GAGAAAAAUCGUCACUAUAUAGCAUUCAACCGAGCUCAACUCCGUAAACUGUCAUCGGAGAGCAUUAUUAUAUGAUAUAGCGAACAAUUAUUUAUAUUCAUCAAUACAAAAAAACUAUAAUAUCAAUCAAUUAACGCACCUUAUUCACAUUUACGUCAUCAUACUUCCGGAGUGAAUUUUUUUUAAAAUGUGCGUGCCGUCGACGGAACGCGCAGUGGAUCCCAAGUGUUCUUCCGGUAGCGCGUACAGAAGAGUGAUAAAAAAGUCUAAAAAGUCGUGGAUUUUGAGUGUGGCGGUCUUACUUAUUGUAUCCGCAGCAUUGCAAAAUCAUGCCGUCAACCAAUGCGUUCGCGCAGUCUUGAAACUAACAGCGAUGCAGUUAAUAGAUUUGAGCAAUUUCAAAAAUUUACUUCACGAUUCGUGUUUAAUUUAUAAUAAAAUACCAGAACGCAAGCUUACUGAAUCGGAUUGUUACUCAUGCGAGAGCAUCGAUCGAGUGGACGUUGUCCUCAGACCAGAGGACAUUUUGGAAUCGUACGCGGAUCUCAAUUGGCCGGUUGCGUACCAAAGUGAUGUUAAAACCACCGUCACCGUUGAAGAUCUAGCGCUUGUUCUUUUAAACGGAGACCUCUUACCUUGCGAUUAUGAAUCCAACAUGAAAAUCGAUCCCCUUCGAGCAAUCGAAAUGAAGUAUGGAUGGUUUAUGCAUUGGCGAAAUUGUGAUGACAUCCAAGGAAAACUAAUGCGUGCUUUAUACAGACCAGAUUCGUUUUUGAGCAUUUCUCCCGAAACGUGGACAAUCAUGUCGUCCAAGUAUAAGACUGUUCACUAUAAAAAAAUCAACACGUACUACGACGGCAGAGUGGCGGUAUCGCAGAUAAGUGGAACGUUUAUGUACCGGUUGGUGCCCAAAAACCCUUGCGUGGAAAUAUGCAAUCCUUUGGACGGACUUUUAGAAACUCGUCAUACCCUGGUUUUCAACAAUUUCAUUUGGGAUUUUCAGUAUCUGCCAUUGAAUAAUUCCACCAACAGCAUAGCUAUUAUCUAUUACUUAGAUUAAAAGUCAAAUAGGUACACCGUACACCAAAUCUAUUUAUAUAUGGCGAAAAAGGCUUAGCAUAUUCCGAUUCUUAUUUAUAUAUUACGCGCUUGCAUAUAGGUGUUACCUAUACCUAGGUAAUAAUAUUAUUAUAUUAUAAUUAUUAUGAGUUAUUUACAAAAAAUAAUAUACAUUGAUUUUAUUUAAAUGAUUAUAAUAUUUAUUUUUUAUUUUUAUUAGAAAUAAACAAUCUAUACCAGCGGUUCUUAACCUGUGGUCCUCGGCCCCCUGGGGGUCCGCGAUACUCAUGUCGGGGGUCCGCGGCAGCCUUAACACAUAACAUACGUCAAUUAGUGACACGAAUGCAUUAUUACAAUAUUGUUGGAUUAUUAUUAUUUUUUUUUUCAUAUAUUAUAUAUAAUAUAAUAUGUAGAUUCUACACCAAAUAAUUGUGUUAUUAAUAUUUAUUAAGUAAAAUCAGUUUUUCUUGUUCAUACUAAAUGUAUAUGCGUACAGCGCUGUAGUCU